Cicer arietinum (chickpea) is the source of this 1376-nucleotide messenger RNA. RefSeq names its product S-adenosylmethionine carrier 1, chloroplastic/mitochondrial. The record is from RefSeq and is a predicted model, not a curated record. Gene Ontology annotation, biological process: transmembrane transport. Lineage: Eukaryota; Viridiplantae; Streptophyta; Magnoliopsida; Fabales; Fabaceae.
AGUUUGAGUGUUUUAAAACGUAUAUCCCUAGACUAGAAGGUUUACAUGAAGUAACGGGCAAUUUAGUUUAGAAGAUAACUCGUUUGUGCAGAUAGACGACAGUGUCAGUGCCUACCCCUUUCUCUCAUUUCAGCGUUUUCAAUUUGCUUCGCCAUUGAUGGCUCCCCUUACACUCUCCGUUACAGUGCAAGACUCUUCCAUUUCUUCAUCAUCAUCACCGGAUGCUUGUACUAAGAGAAAACAGAACGUACUUCAGAGAAAUUCUUUUGCAUCUGUCAGCGUGGGAGAACAAAAUCCAUUUGACUUCUUACGCACUUUGUUUGAGGGUGUUAUUGCAGGAGGUACAGCUGGAGUUGUUGUUGAAACAGCUUUGUACCCCAUUGACACUAUAAAAACACGUCUGCAGGCUGCUCGCGGAGGAGAAAAACUGUUAUUGAAAGGCCUUUAUUCUGGAUUGGCAGGAAACCUUGUUGGUGUCUUACCGGCAUCUGCUCUAUUUGUUGGAGUUUAUGAACCUGUAAAGCAGAAAUUACUACGGAUGUUUCCUGAAAAUCUGAGUGCUUUUGCUCACUUAACUGCAGGUGCCAUAGGGGGCAUUGCUGCAUCUUUUGUUCGCGUUCCAACAGAGGUUGUCAAGCAACGAAUGCAAACUGGGCAGUUUACUUCAGCUUCUGGUGCUGUUCGCUUCAUUGCGUCUAGGGAGGGCUUUAGAGGGUUUUAUGCUGGGUAUGGAUCUUUUUUACUGCGGGACUUGCCCUUUGAUGCUAUUCAGUUUUGCAUCUAUGAGCAGAUUCGAAUGGGUUAUAUGCUUGCGGCACGAAGAAAUCUGAAUGAUCCAGAAAAUGCAAUUAUUGGUGCUUUUGCUGGUGCACUAACUGGAGCUAUAACUACACCCCUUGAUGUCAUCAAGACAAGGUUAAUGAUUCAGGGUCCUGCAAACCAAUAUAAGGGAAUUGCGGAUUGCGUUCAAACCAUUAUUAAGGAAGAGGGACCUGGUGCCCUUUUGAAGGGUGUUGGGCCAAGAGUACUUUGGAUAGGCAUAGGUGGUUCAAUAUUCUUUGGCGUCCUUGAGAGUACAAAACGAGCCCUUGCUGAGAGGCGUCCUAAACUAGUUCAGAGUACAAACUCAGAAAAAAAGUAAGGAUUCAGAAUAGAUUUAUUGAUUAUUUGGACGCAUUAUAGCCAGCAAAGAUGCCCCAAUUUCAUCUUUAUUUUCUCUGGUUAAUUUGAAAUGUAUUCUAUCUCGUUUGCAGCAUUUUUGUCAUUACAUAUUCUUUGUUUCAGAAGUUAGGUAUUGGAUUGGUUUGAGAAAUGGUUUUUUGCUUGCAUUUUUGUUUUUCUUUCACUAAUAAAAAUUGAGUAUGAACUUCUUGUUA